AUCUCUGAGGUCUUGGCACACACGUCGGAGGAAUAAAAUUGGUGGCUACAGGUGGAAAUGCCGGGCUCGGCGCCCGCCUCCUUUCAAGCCUUAGGCUGAAAACUGAAUACGUAGCUUUCUCACCAGACUCGGGGGUCCCCUUGCCCCUGUUCUGGUGGUGGGCAAGGGGAAACUCUUGGAAGGGGGAGGGGGCAUCCUCCCCAUCCGGAAGGGCCCUUGAUUCGGGGCGGAGGCCAAACUGUAGGCCUUUGGCUUUCUUUCCUCCCGGGGCUCAUUCUGCAACGCCGGACCAUGCCGUGAACAUUAUACCAGGCCAUCCCGCUCACCAGCCCUUCCAGCCGCACCUCAGGGGAUUUAACUGAGAGGGCAGCGGUGACCAGGGGACUGGCCAUGGCUGGGAGUGGAUAUACGGACCUACGAGAGAAGCUCAAAUCGAUGAUGCCUUACCGGGACGGCUACAAGAGCAGCGGUGGCAGCAAGAGCAGGCGGGAUCCUGCCGAGUCCCCCUACGGGGCUGGGGGGGGAGCCCCCGAACGCAAGCGCAAGCACCACCACGAUUCCGACUCCGAGCCCACCGACUCUGAAGACCCCCUGCGGGGGGAGGAGGAGGAGGAGGAAGAAGAGGAGGCCCAGAAGGUCAAAGGCGGCAUCCGGCAGCUGCGCUUGUUCAGCCCUGAGGAAUGCGUCAAGAUCGAAGCGCGCAUCGACGAGGUGGUCUCCCGGGCCGAGAAGGGCCUCUACAAAGAGCACACGGUGGACAGGGCCCCGCUCCGGAACAAGUACUUCUUUGGGGAGGGCUACACCUAUGGGUCUCAGCUGCAGAGGCGAGGCCCCGGCCAGGAGCGGCUGUACCCGCGGGGGGAAGUGGACACCAUUCCUGAGUGGGUUCACGACCUGGUCAUCCGCAAGCUGGUGGAACACCGGGUCAUCCCCGAUGGUUUUGUGAACAGUGCGGUGAUCAACGAUUACCAGCCGGGGGGCUGCAUCGUCUCCCACGUGGACCCCAUUCACAUCUUUGAGAGGCCGAUUGUCUCGGUGUCUUUCUUCAGUGACUCAGCCCUCUGCUUCGGAUGCAAGUUCCAGUUCAAGCCCAUCAGGGUCUCCGAGCCGGUCUUCUUCCUGCCCGUGCGGAGGGGGAGCGUCACUGUACUCAGUGGCUACGCAGCUGACGAAAUCACACACUGCAUCCGACCACAGGAUAUCAAGGAGAGGAGAGCCGUGAUCAUCCUUCGGAAGUGA
This is a messenger RNA of Thamnophis sirtalis, 1239 nucleotides long. The record is from RefSeq and is a predicted model, not a curated record. Lineage: Eukaryota; Metazoa; Chordata; Lepidosauria; Squamata; Natricidae.